AUGGCUCCUUCAAAGUGGGAUGAAGAGGAGGAGGAGAGUGUUGCGCCUCCCGUUGUUGCCCCCCGCCGCAGAUUUGACGAUGAGGAAGACGAGGAUGUCCUCGACUCCUGGGACGCCGCUGAUGAUUCUGAGGCGGAGCGCGAGAAGGCAAAGAAGGCCGCUGAGGCUGUGGCCAAGGCCAAGGCUGCCGCUGCUGCCAACAAGAAGACCAAGGCGCAACGGAUCGAAGAGCACCAGGAACAGCGCCGGCAAGAAGCAGACGAGGAUUCCGAGUUCGAAGACGAGACUGAAGCCGAGCGUCGUGAGCGCCUGCGCCGCACCGAGCAGGACGCCGACCUGCAGCACGCCUCGGACCUUUUCGCCGACAUCGAUAUGAACCGCAACCGCGGCGCCCCCAAGGCCGUCGUCAUUACCGAUAGCGCCAACCCCACCAACUCCAUUGAUCUGUCCUCGAUGCCGCUGUUCAAGCCCACCACCAAGGAUCAGUUCGCCCAUCUAUCCGACGUUCUCAUCCCGAUGCUCACCCCGCAGUCCAAGAAGCCCCAGUACGCGAUCUGGGCCCAGGACUUCAUUCGCAGACUUGUCAAGGAGCUGCCCAGCUCGGACAUUAAGAAGAUUGCUAGCGCUCUGACCACCGCCAGCAACGAGAAAAUGCGCGAGGAGCGUGCUGCUGACAAGGGCAGCAAGAAGACCAAGGCUGCUAAGACCAAGGUCUCGCUCGUUGCCAGCCGUGACAACCAGAUGGACAACACCUCCUACGGUGAGGAUGAUCUCGGCGAUGAUGACUUCAUGUGA
Molecule: messenger RNA, 795 nt
Organism: Penicillium canariense
Lineage: Eukaryota; Fungi; Ascomycota; Eurotiomycetes; Eurotiales; Aspergillaceae
Product: eukaryotic translation initiation factor 3 subunit J
Exons: 3
Coding region: 1-795 (264 amino acids)
Cellular component (GO): cytoplasm; eukaryotic translation initiation factor 3 complex
Molecular function (GO): translation initiation factor activity
Source: RefSeq, a predicted model, not a curated record